CGAGGGCUCGGCGGUGCUGUGUGGGGUUAUGGCGGUGCUGGUCCUGGUCCGCUCUCCCUUGCCGCGGCUUCGCGCACUGCUGCAGCGCUGCUGGGGGCGGCUGGAGCGCGGCCUCUGGCCGGGAAUCUUCGGGGGUCAGAGCCCGCUCUGGGGACCAGCACUCGCUGUGCAAGGUCCAGCCCUUGUUCCACAAGGGAUCGGUGAUGCUGGGGCGCCCAGCCUGCCGGAGAGCGUGGUGUGGAUGGCGGCGCCCAAGCAGAGGCGCACCAUCGAGGUGAACCGCUGCAGGCGGAGGAACCCCAGCAAGCUCAUAGAAAUAAAGAGGAACAUAGAUGUUUGUCCUGAAUGUGGAAACUUGAAGCAGAAACACGUCCUUUGUGGCUAUUGUUAUGCAAAGGUCAAAGAAGAAACUCGACUGAUCCGGAUGGAAAUAUACAAGAAAGAAGCAGGGCCAUUUAAUGCUCCAACUGUAGAGACUGUUGUCCUUUAUGAAGGAGAAAAACCCACAGAAAAAGAUGAAGGCAAGCGGAUCAUUGAAAGAGCCAGGAAGCGUCCAUCUUGGUUUGUUCAAAAUUGAUGCUGUAGAAUUAAUG
Melospiza melodia melodia is the source of this 593-nucleotide messenger RNA. RefSeq names its product mitochondrial ribosomal protein L32 (gene MRPL32). The transcript has 3 exons. The record is from RefSeq and is a predicted model, not a curated record. The coding region runs from base 29 to 577 and encodes 182 amino acids. Gene Ontology annotation, cellular component: mitochondrial large ribosomal subunit. Gene Ontology annotation, biological process: translation. NCBI's taxonomy places the organism in Eukaryota, Metazoa, Chordata, Aves, Passeriformes, Passerellidae. Gene Ontology annotation, molecular function: structural constituent of ribosome.